AUGGAGUCCUUUCUCACGGGGCCAAAGCGAAAAUCGACCCAUGUUAAUCCUACCCCAGAACCGGCGCCGUCCCAGGAAGAGGGCGAAGAAUCGACAGAGAUCAAACUCGCUAUGCUAUCCUCACUACAUCCUCACAUUGAACAGGAAACUCUCCUGGAUGUCCUCUUAGCGCACGAUGGUUCUGUCAGCCAAGCGUCAGAGUCACUAAAAUCCUUUCGCCCGGGUGCGAGGAAAAGCGCCGUUGUAGGACACCAAAGAUCCCUAAGGCUGUACACAAAACCCGCUGUCACGGGAAGUGAUGAAUUGUCAUCAUCGCCCAAGAAGAGGGCAAAAUCAAAGAAGGGCAGCACACUGCACUUGUACGACCCAGAAGAUGUGGCAGAACACACUCCCUGUACCAUUAUACACAAUUUUCUCCCGGCCGAGCUGGCAGAUGAGCUCUUAAGAGAACUAUUACACGAAGCCGAAUCGUUUGAGAAAAUUACCUUCAAGCUGUUUGACAACAUCGUGUCCAGCCCGCAUACUUCGUGCUUGUUUCUCGAAUCGCAGGAGGAGAUCCAGGAGCAAAAACAUAAUUACUUUUACAACGGAGGCAUGCUGAAUGAUGUACGCAAGCUCACGCCGACGCUCGCCAAAGUGAAGCCCAUCGUUCAGGAGACAGUCAACGAGCAAAUCCAAACCCGCAUCAAGACUCACUACCCUGGAGGCAAGAAACUGAGACAUCAGCCAUCCAGGCCGUGGACGCCCAAUGCUGCAUUUGUUAAUUGCUACACCGGAGCCCAACAGAGCGUGGGAUGGCACAGCGAUCAACCUACAUACCUGGGCCCUCGAGCUGUCAUCGGAUCCAUUUCCCUAGGCGUCGCACGGGAGUUUCGUGUGCGCAAGAUCCUACCGCGAGAUGCGGAAACAAAACGUCCCGACGAUCCAGACGGCGAAGGCCAAAUAUCCAUCCACUUGCCACAUAAUUCACUCCUGGUGAUGCACGCCGAGAUGCAAGAGGAGUGGAAGCAUUCUAUUUCGCCAGCCUUAUCCAUUGAUCCGCAUCCGAUAUCUGGAAACAAGCGGAUCAACAUCACGUACCGAGAUUAUCGCCCAGAGAUGCAUCCGUCCCUGACUCCCAGAUGCCACUGCAACAUUCCUUGCGUGCUCCGAGUUGUGCAACGAAAAAAGGAAAACCAUGGAAAGUACUUCUGGAUGUGCUAUGCAAACGCGAUACCUGAUAAAGAUGGGUGUUCGUUCUUCCAAUGGGCCGAAUUUGACGAAGAAGGAGUUCCUAUACAGAAGAAAACGACGACGACGACGACGACAAAGCUCCCCUGA
Molecule: messenger RNA, 1320 nt
Organism: Trichoderma citrinoviride
Lineage: Eukaryota; Fungi; Ascomycota; Sordariomycetes; Hypocreales; Hypocreaceae
Exons: 2
Coding region: 1-1320 (439 amino acids)
Biological process (GO): DNA repair; DNA alkylation repair
Cellular component (GO): nucleus
Molecular function (GO): ubiquitin binding; zinc ion binding; dioxygenase activity
Source: RefSeq, a predicted model, not a curated record